Molecule: messenger RNA, 507 nt
Organism: Symbiodinium pilosum
Lineage: Eukaryota; Dinophyceae; Suessiales; Symbiodiniaceae
Source: the annotation of a GenBank genome assembly
AUGCGCUGCUGGCUAUGGGCAGGGCGACUCCGGAAAGAGGCACGCCAGGAGCCAGCUGACCAACCAGAGCUGCUCGGGCGCAUCAACUUCGCCCGUUUCGAGAAUGUCAUCGAUCCAGUGGAUGAAUCGGUAGAGCUGGUGCUGGAAAUAGAGGAAGCGCAGCAGGCAUCCAAGACUACCAUGAGUAGUCAGCCACUGCCCAUUGAAGACUCGGCCUCUCGCAUGGAUACCGCUGAUCUCAGCAAGCAAGGAGCCAGUGCGCAGUCCAUGUCGGAGCCAUCAAAGGCAGACGGUCGUAUCGAGCGUGCAGAUGUGCAGCGCACGAAGAUCCAGCACAACGGUGCCAAGCCGCCGCCAGAAAGCGUUCAGCAGCUCCCUUCCAUCUGGACGACGCAGGGCUUCCACAGCUUCGGAGAUCUGGAGGAAGGAACCUCCACCCGUGCGAACACUGCCAGCACGGCGAAGGCGCAGACCAGUCAUUUCGGACCCUCAACCCAAUACGCGUGA